GUCGGCCCCGCCGGGGUAGGGGGCUUGGGGAGCGCCGCGGGCCGGCAGAGCCGGGUUCGGCUGACCGAGGUCUCUGCCCCGCUGCCUUCCCGGGGUGCGGAGGCCUGCAGGCCCCCGAGCUGUGUCGGUGUCUGCUGUGCUGACGAUGCGAUUUAUGGCUCUGAAGAGUCUCUUUGUCCCCCAUUUUUUCUCCCCUUGAAGAUAAUAAAUCCCAUUAUGGAGACCCUGAAACUUUAUAAAGGAAUAUAGUUUGAAUUCUAUGGAGUGUAAUUUUAUGUAUGAAUUAAAUUUUAAAAGUGUUGAGUUUUCAGAAAGAAGGCUAGGAGUUCAGCACUGGUCCAUUAUGUGGAAGCAGUAAUUCUGUUGGUAAUAGUGUUUUGUUAGGCAUUGGUGAUAACACUAGAAAGGACAAGCUGUGUGUUUUGAUAAAUUGGUUCAUCCUCAAUUACAACAUGACUGAUAUUACAGCUGAAUUGUCCUUAAAAGAAGAGCAGGUUAACUUUUAAAUGCAGUGUGAAGAGUGUGUACUGUGGAACUUUCUAUGGUUAACUAGUUGUUUAUGAAGAAAGCACUGGCAGUUGAUCAGUCAUAAUCAAGUGGCGUGCAAAGUUAGAAAGACAACAUGCUACAGGGAAUGGAAACAAGUACAGGUAAUAUUUAACAAAAAUAGAGGAGUUAAUAGCUUGUGAACUUUAAGCAAAAAUCAUUUGAUGAUCAUACACACUGUAAUAGGCAUAGAUUGAACAAACCCGGUGGAUGUUAACUUAACCUCAAAAUUGUUAACUGAAGCUAAUAAACCUAUUUAAGUAAAUACUAUGAUGAUAAGCUAUGUGCAGUUAGCCUUUAGAUAAUGUGACUUUUAUAAAUGAAGCUUUUAAUUACUUUUGUUUACUAGAAGAAAGUGAAAAAAAAUUUGGAUGUCAUAGUAAGGUGCUUACAGGGAAACAAUCCUGCAUAUAGAUUUUUUCUCUUGUGAAAUAAUCAGUAAUUGGCCUGAUGUCCAAGCUUCAUAGCUUGUAACCAAAAGCGAAUUGGAGUCAUAAUUGAGAUAAUCUGUAGUUGCUUAGUAUUUGGAGAAUAUAAACCUUUUAGAAAAAUCGUUUUAACAUUUUGCAAGUGCGUGAACUUUUUCAAGCCUUUACGUUAUUGUUAUACCAAUGGGUAAAUAGCUUUUUAGUUACUUAAAAGUAAAUGCAAUCUCGAAGAAUACUAAGAGUAUCUUGGUAAUUUAGGAGAGUUAUUUAUCCCACCUUACCAUAAGCUCAUAAGUCAGGUGUGGUGAAUUCUGCGUAAGUCAGAACCAGUCAUUUGAUUCCUUUCUGUGGUGAAGUCUCAGUGUGAAGAGAUGAGAGGUUUCAUGUGAAGGUUUUAGCCAUCAAGAAAUACUGUCACCUACUCAUGCACAAAACUACCUCCCCAAGAGUAGUCCCAAGGACCCUGUAUUGAAGAACUAAAAAUAUGAUGGAAGAUAGCACCAUCUUGUCAACUUGGACAAACGACAACAAACAAAAAAUGAAGUAUGACUUCUCUUGCGAACUCUACAGAAUGUCUACCUACUCAGCUUUCCCCAACGGUGUUCCUGUCUCAGAACGGAGUCUUGCUCGUGCUGGUUUCUAUUACACUGGAGUGAAUGACAAGGUCAAAUGCUUCUGUUGUGGCCUGAUGUUGGAUAACUGGAAACAAGGAGACAAUCCUAUCGAAAAGCAUAAACAGCUGUAUCCUAGCUGUAGUUUUAUUCAGAAUCUGGUUUCAGCUAGUCUGGACUCCACCAUUAAGAAUACGUCUCCAGUGAGAAGUAGUUUUGCACAUUCAUUAUCUCCCACUGUGGAACCAGGUGGCUCGUUCAGUGGUUCUUACUCCAGCCUUUCAGCAAACCCUCUUAAUUCUAGAACAGUCGAAGACUUUUCUCCACUGAGGACUAACCCCUAUAGUUAUUCAAUGAGUUCUGAAGAGGCAAGAUUUCUUACUUACCAUAUGUGGCCAUUAAGCUUUCUGUCGCCAUCAGAAUUGGCAAGAGCUGGCUUCUAUUAUAUAGGACCUGGAGAUAGAGUAGCCUGCUUUGCAUGUGGUGGGAAGCUAAGCAACUGGGAGCCAAAGGAUGAUGCUAUGUCAGAACACCGGAGACAUUUCCCCAAAUGUCCAUUUUUGGAAAAUUCUCUCGAAACACUGAGGUUUAGCAUUUCAAAUCUGAGCAUGCAGACACAUGCGUCUCGAAUGAGAACAUUUAUGUAUUGGCCAUCUAGUGUUCCAGUUGGUCCUGAGCAGCUUGCAAGUGCUGGUUUUUAUUAUGUGGGUCGCAAUGAUGAUGUGAAAUGCUUUUGUUGUGAUGGUGGCUUGAGGUGUUGGGAAUCUGGAGAUGAUCCAUGGGUCGAACAUGCCAAGUGGUUUCCAAGGUGUGAAUUCUUGAUACGCAUGAAAGGACAGGAGUUUGUUGAUGAGAUUCAAGCUAGAUUUCCUCACCUUCUUGAACAGCUGUUGUCAACUUCAGACCCCCCUGGAGAAGAAAAUGCUGAUCCACCAAUUGUUCAUUUUGGACCUGGAGAAAGUUCUUCAGAAGAUGCAGUCAUGAUGAAUACUCCUGUGGUUAAAGCUGCCUUAGAAAUGGGCUUUAGUAAAAGCCUUGUAAAACAGACAGUCCAGAGUAAAAUUCUAACAACUGGAGAGAACUAUAAAACAGUUAAUGAUAUUGUAUCAGCACUUCUUAAUGCUGAAGAUGAAAAAAGAGAAGAGGAGAAGGAAAGACAAGCUGAAGAAAUGGCAUCAGACGACUUGUCAUUAAUUCGGAAAAAUAGAAUGGCUCUCUUUCAACAGUUGACAUGUGUGCUUCCUAUCCUGGAUCAUCUUUUAAAGGCCAAUGUAAUUAAUAAGCAGGAACAUGAUAUUAUUAAACAAAAAACACAGAUACCUUUACAAGCAAGAGAGCUGAUUGAUACUGUUUUAGUUAAAGGAAAUGUGGCAGCCAACAUCUUCAAAAACUGUCUGAAAGAAAUUGACUCUACAUUGUAUGAGAACUUAUUUGUGGAAAAGAACAUGAAGUAUAUUCCAACAGAAGAUGCUUCAGGUCUGUCACUGGAAGAACAGUUGAGGAGGUUGCAAGAAGAACGAACUUGUAAAGUGUGUAUGGACAAAGAAGUUUCUAUUGUAUUCAUUCCCUGUGGUCAUCUUGUAGUGUGCCAAGGAUGUGCCCCUUCUCUAAGAAAAUGCCCUAUUUGCAGGGGUAUAAUCAAGGGUACUGUUCGGACAUUUCUCUCAUAAAGGAAAAGUAGGCUGUGUAUUACCCAUGUAGAAAAGUCUUUAAAAUAUUGAGCAUUUGAAGCCACCUGAAGUAAAAAAGGAAUUAUUAGUUCUUCAAUCAGAUAGAUUCAUGUUCUGCUCUGCUUUGGUAUUAAUAAUUUUGUCUCCAAAAAGAUAGUGUUAUGUAUUUAAUCUUAGAAUCUGUUUAUUUGCAAAGGAAGAUUUCUGUUUGAAGAACUAAAUUAUUAUCUAUAUGUGGACGUGGGAGAAAUGAAAGAAGUAGUGUCAGUGCUUCUUAGAUAUCAUUUCAGGAGUUUCUGGAUUUGGUGUUCCUUCUGCAAGCUUUGAGUAGUGCUACAUGAGAGUGUGGUUUAAAGAAUUGGAAACCAGGAACUUGAGCUCAUCAGAAUGAUGGUACCAAAUUCUCUUUGGUGCUUUUUACUUGUGUUGUAAACUAAGGAUUUUUUCUCUUACUGAUAAUAAGUUUUCCCCUAGUUUGUGAGAAAUAUCUUAAUAAAGUGUUUAAAAUGGAUUGCAUCAUCAAAAUGAUUUUUCCUGUCUUG
Lepus europaeus (European hare) is the source of this 3797-nucleotide messenger RNA. It is a transcript of the gene BIRC2, whose product is annotated as baculoviral IAP repeat containing 2. The coding region runs from base 1459 to 3255 and encodes 598 amino acids. NCBI's taxonomy places the organism in Eukaryota, Metazoa, Chordata, Mammalia, Lagomorpha, Leporidae. Gene Ontology annotation, biological process: regulation of cell cycle; regulation of apoptotic process. Gene Ontology annotation, cellular component: nucleus; spindle microtubule; cytoplasm. The transcript is spliced from 9 exons. The record is from RefSeq and is a predicted model, not a curated record.